AGUGCGAAGUUGUCGUGGUGUUAAGUUGAAGAACGUAUCCAGUUUGUCAGUGUCAAAACAUAUGUCUGUCGUAUAUUAGAAAUUUCCACCUAAUAUUUAAUUUUUAUUUUCCAAAACAAUUGAAUAAAUACUAACAAAAAUCUGUUGUAAUAAACAUUUUUAAGAGAUUUGUUGCAAGUUAUGGAACAUAUUAAAACUCCAAAGGUGGAAACAGUUCGUAUGCUUGACAGAUACUCGAAGACUCCAUCACAAGGAACAUUGUAUUUAACUGCAACCCAUUUAAUUUUUGUAGAACCUGAUGAAAAAAAGGAAACCUGGAUUCUUCAUAUGCACAUAGCUAACUUAGAAAAACUCCCAUUAUCUACAACUGGUUCUCCCCUUUUGAUAAGAACCAAAACAUUUUUAUCUGUUACCUUUGUUAUACCUAAGGAAAGAGACUGUCAUGAUGUAUAUGUUAGUUUACAACAAUUAUCUCAACCAACUAGAAUUGAAGAAUUAUAUUGUUUUUCAUACACACCCCCCAUAGAAGAAAUUCAGAGAUCUGUUGGGUGGAAUUUUCAUGAUUUGCAAUCUGAGUAUCAAAGAAUGGGAGUGCCAAAUGAGCAGUGGAGUAUCACAAAUCUAAAUAUAAACUAUGAGCUAUGUGAUACAUACCCACAACUUCUUUAUGUCCCAAGUAAAGCAAGUACUAAUAUUUUGACAGGCAGCUCAAGGUUCCGCUCAAAAGGGAGAUUACCAGUGUUAUCAUAUUUAUAUAAGAACAAAGCAAGUAUAUGUAGAUGUAGUCAACCCUUGUCGGGAUUUAGUGCAAGAUGUUUGGAAGAUGAAACAAUGCUGAAUCAUGUUCUUAAAACAAAUCCUAAUGCUACAUAUAUUUAUGUAGUAGACACAAGACCAAAGAUCAAUGCUAUGGCGAAUAGAGCAGCAGGUAAAGGAUAUGAAAAUGAAGCUUUCUAUGAAAAUACUAAAUUUCAUUUUCUUGGUAUUGAGAAUAUACAUGUGAUGCGAAAUAGUCUUUCAAAAGUUGUUGAAACAUGUGAACAAAAAAAUCCAACAAUGGCGAGCUUUCUUAGUGGUUUAGAAUCUAGUGGAUGGUUGAGACACAUAAAAUCCAUAUUAGACACUUCGUUGUUUAUAACAGAGGCACUUGUUGAGGGUAUAAGUGUUCUAGUACAUUGCUCAGAUGGUUGGGAUAGAACUGCGCAAGUCUGUUCAUUAGCUUCAAUUCUUUUAGAUCCUUAUUAUAGAACAAUAUCAGGCUAUCAGGCACUGAUUGAAAAAGACUGGUUAUCGUUUGGACAUAAAUUUUCAGAACGAUGUGGGCAUAUACAAACUGAAAAUAAAGAAAACUCACCGAUAUUUACUCAACUUUUGGAUGCUACUUGGCAAUUGAUGCAACAGUUCCCAAUGUCUUUUCAAUUUAACGAGACAUUUUUGUUCACAUUACACGAUCAUGUUCACUCAUGUCAGUUUGGAACUUUUAUUGGAAAUUGUGAAAAAGAAAGAUUAGAUUUAAGAUUGUCAGAAAGAACAUUUUCUCUUUGGGGAUAUAUGGCAAAUCAUCUUAAUGAGUAUAUAAAUCCAUUGUACAGUCUAGAAGAAAGUCCCGAUGUGCUCAUUCCUAACUUGAUACCUCAAAAUAUUAAAUUCUGGAGAAGUAUGUACUGCAGAUUUGAAAGUGGAAUACAUCCUAGAGAACCUCAAGCUGAUUUACUACUAGUUACUUCAGAUUAUGUAUUUUCUUUAGACGAACACGUCAAGUAUUUAACUAAGAGGUUGUCAUCUGUAAAAUCUCUUAUCACAAGAACUGUAGAAAGAAAGAAAAAUAAAUCGAAGCGAGAUCAGUUGUGUAAUAACGUAUAUUUAGAUAACAAGAUGCAAUAUGAGAAAAAUGUAUCCAAAGAAAUGGAAACUGCAGACCAAGACCACCCUCUGAAAUUACAAGAUAAAGUUUCUGCAGAACUUUUAGACAUGGAUCUCCUAGCCAAAGAAGUUGAUUCGGUAGCAAUCGAUUGGAAAGCUUUAAGAAAUACAAACGAGUGCAGUUGCUCUUUAUCAUUAGACCAGUUAAGUAAGAAAAUGCACUGUCGGAAAUGUGGCGACGUAUUUUGCCAACGUUGUAUAACAAAAAAAGUUGCCCUUCCUGGACAUCUGUCCCAGAUACCAGUACCUGUUUGCAAGCCUUGUUUUGACACCGUCACCUCAUCUUCACAGACUUAGCAUAUAGAUUAUAAGUAAAGAUUGGAUUGCGAAAUGAACAAUUCAUUAUGUGAUUAUUUUUUAUUUAGACUGCAUAUUUUGUUAUAAACUUUUCAGUAGGUUUUACAUUUCAGCAGAUAUAACUGUAAUUCUGUUUAUUUGGCAAAAAUGUUUUGUAUUACUAUUUUUUUUUUUCAUUUUUGCUCACAUUUUACUGUAAUGUAAAAAACUGCUCUUGUUAGGAUCAAAAAUUAAAUUUUUAUGUUACAGUGGUUUAAUCACAGAUAGAAAAUUUAAAAUUAGUACAAAAUUAUCAUUGACUUGAAGUUUGGUAUACUAAUAGAGGUAGCUUUUCAUUAUUUAUUAAAUCAACAAAUACAUCAGCAUGCUUUGAUUAUUAAUAUGGUAAAGAAACAGCCCUUUGCAGCAAGCACAGACAGCGAUGCAAAUUUGAAUUAUAAUCAGAUUAUUAACUAAUUGUAAUUUGUAUUCACUUCACUUCACUUUUUUUGUUAAAACAGUAAACUUGUUGUAAUUAUAUAAACUCGUUCUACUGAAUACCUUCUCCAAUCUGUAGAUACCGUAUUUUUGGUAAUUCUAUUAUUAGUCUAAAAGCUAGCUUAAAUCUGACCAAAAAUAUUUUACGGUACCAGAAAUUUCGUCCACUGAAACUCCUAUACUCCAUAAACAAGCAAUGGAUAUAUAUAAUAAUAAACGAACACAUCUACUACUACAAAUAAUAAGGAAAAAAUAUCCAUUAUAACUUACUGCCGAAAAUAUAAGCGAUUUAAUAUCUGUAUAAAAUGUUAUAAGCAAAUAAAAAGGAGUUUUAUACCCAAACCCAAACUUAGGAAAAUUUGGAAUAAGUUCAAUUUCGCUCUCUGGUAUUUUGCUUCCUAUUGUACAAGGUAUUAUAGUUUCCCCUUCUGUUAAAAUCAAAAUAUCGAUUCAAGAAUUUCAAUAGUAUGAGUUAAUAAACAAGGCAUCGUGGCGGGACCCACGAUACAAAUUGAAAAAGUCAAAAUUAUUGAGUAUCAUAAACAGUUUUAUGUUUAACAAAAAAUGUUAUUUUUAAGAAUUUUCUUACUUUACUCUUAUCUACUAUUUUUAAAAGUAGUCAUCUUUCUUGAAAACAUAUUGAAUUUAAUGAAAAAGUUGAGUUUUUUAUAUUUUUAUUGUUUUCAAGUUGAUAUGUUCGGGGUAUUUUGUAGUGAAUAUAUUACUAUAUUCUAACAUGAACCCCUCAUUGGGAAGAGUGUGAAUAUAAAAAUAAAACAAAAAUUAUAUUAUGCAUGUGUAAUCCCAUAGAUUUUCAUUUAUGUUCUUGUUUCUUUAUAUAUAUUUUUUGUACAACUUUGUAUUAAAGUGAAUUGAUUUUUGAACUUUUUUUCAAGGAAUAGUGAUUUUCACAAAUUUAAAUCUGAACUCCUUUCCUAUUUAUUUUUCUAAGCAUUAGUGUAGUUCCUCCUUGGCACUGUUUUUAUUAUUUUAUUAUGUAAAUAUUGCAAUAUAUGUACCAAAAUGUUUA
This is a messenger RNA of Diorhabda sublineata, 3727 nucleotides long. It is a transcript of the gene Mtmr6, whose product is annotated as myotubularin-related protein 6. The coding region runs from base 181 to 2220 and encodes 679 amino acids. The transcript is spliced from 11 exons. Gene Ontology annotation, biological process: dephosphorylation. Gene Ontology annotation, molecular function: metal ion binding; phosphatase activity. NCBI's taxonomy places the organism in Eukaryota, Metazoa, Arthropoda, Insecta, Coleoptera, Chrysomelidae. The record is from RefSeq and is a predicted model, not a curated record.